UACUUUUUCUCAUAAGCGUUUAAACAUUUUCACAUCCUUUUCAUGCAUAAGCAGGGAAAAACCCGCUAAGCACUUGUCGCCAACUUUUCUCUUUCUUUUGAUCAAUCACCCAUGGCUAUACUUCAUUCUCUUAGUCCUUUGCAUCAUCGGUAUAAGAAUUGCAAUGGAAUUCUUGAUUUUAGAUCUAAAACAUCUAAUCCAAGAAAAUAUACGGUGAGAUGUGAUUAUGAUGAAGAUUUUUGUAAAGAGAGAUAUGAAAAUAAGAGGUUUAGGAUGUUGAUUGCUGGUGGGGGGAUAGGAGGGUUGGUCUUGGCUUUGGCAGCAAAACACAAAGGAUUUGAUGUGAAGGUGUUUGAGAAAGAUUUGAGCGCAGUGAGAGGUGAGGGUAAGCACAGAGGUCCGAUUCAACUAUUAAGUAGUGCUUUGGCAGUUCUGCAAGCUAUUGACAAACAAGUUGCUGAGCAAAUCAUGGAAGCUGGUUGUGUUACUGGUGAUAGAAUCAAUGGACUUGCUGAUGGCGUCUCAGGGGAAUGGUUUACCCAGUUUGAUCUUUCAACUCCUGCUUUACAAAGGGCGCUUCCUGUCACUAGAGUAAUCUGUAGGAUGGCACUGCAAGACAUAUUACUAAAUGCUGUAGGUUUAGACAUUGUAAGCAACAAAUCGAAAGUUGUUGACUUUAUCGAAGACUCUAGCAAGGUCACAGUGAUCCUUGAGGAUGGACGACGAUAUAAUGGGGAUGUUUUAGUUGGGGCUGAUGGAAUAUGGUCAAAAGUACGAUCCAAGUUAUUUGGGCAAGAAGAUGCAAAGUAUUCUGAUUAUACAUGUUAUAGUGGGCUGGUAAACUUUGUUCCACCAUAUAUUGAUACUGUUGGGUAUCGAGUGUUCUUAGGAUUGAACCAGUACUUUGUUGCUUCAGAUGUCGGAAAUGGAAAGAUGCAAUGGUAUGCUUUCCACAAGCAGCCCCAUAGGAAUACUGAUCCUCCAACAGGUAAGAAGAAGCAUCUGCUAGAAUUGUUCAGAGUCUGGUGCGAGGAAGUGACUGCACUAAUAUCAGAAACACCAGAAGAAAUGAUUCUGCAGAGAGAUAUCUAUGACAGAGACAUGAUCUACACAUGGGGGAUUGGACGUGUGACUCUGAUAGGUGAUGCGGCACAUCCAAUGCAGCCAAAUCUGGGGCAAGGGGGUUGUAUGGCAAUUGAGGACUGUUACCAACUUGUACUUGAGCUUGAUAAGUUCAGCAAAAGUGGUUUAGAUGUUCAACAGUCCGAAAUUUCUUCUGCACUUAGAAGAUAUGAGAAGAAAAGAAUAUUCCGCGUUAGUACAGUCCAUGCAGCCAGCAGAAUGGCAUCAAAAGUGCUCACUUCUUACCAACCUUAUAUAUAUUUUCGAUCUGGUCCCUUGUCUGGUCUAUCAACCACAAGGAUAACGAAACCAUCUUUGCAAGUGGCACGAAUACUUUUGCAAAUUUUCUUGCCACAAUUCAUGACUUGGAUGAUAGCUGGUUAUGGGUUGAGGUGAAAGAUAAUACAAGUGAUUGGUGAUUUAUAAAUUUUAGACAGUCUCCUAUCUUUUUGUACAGGUUCAAAUAUCUGUUGUAUGUAGUGAGAGCUUUGUACCUGUUUCUAUCAAUUAACUAGUAACGACAUACAAUUUGAGCUUAUACUCUGAUGAAACUGUUGUGGGAA
Messenger RNA from Jatropha curcas, 1685 nucleotides. Its product is annotated as zeaxanthin epoxidase, chloroplastic. NCBI's taxonomy places the organism in Eukaryota, Viridiplantae, Streptophyta, Magnoliopsida, Malpighiales, Euphorbiaceae. Gene Ontology annotation, molecular function: FAD binding. The record is from RefSeq and is a predicted model, not a curated record.